Messenger RNA from Acanthoscelides obtectus, 4199 nucleotides. The record is from the annotation of a GenBank genome assembly. Lineage: Eukaryota; Metazoa; Arthropoda; Insecta; Coleoptera; Chrysomelidae.
CCUAAAGUCAAUUUGUUUUGUUUGGAAUUUUAGGUGAGGAAACAAAAGAGAUCGAUAUGUUUAAGAUUGAACUAUUUAUUAUGUGUCUACUUUCAAUGCGAAUCUUCUAUUUUGCACAAGUUCAGAAAAACUACAUUAGUUAAGGUGGAUAUUUAAAUAGUGGAGGGAAUUUUCUGCCCAGCCUGCCAUACCGACAUGAUUGUUUAUUUGACGCGGGGAAUUCGAAAUUAAAUUGUUUAAAAUAUUUAUUAUGUUGAUAAUUAAUGCAGUUGGAUUGAAUUGUUACACAUUACAAAGCAAUUUACAACUCACUAUCUUCGAAAAAAAUUAAAACUGCCCUAACCGAUGUCCAUUUUGCGUGUAAAGCGAUGAAUGGAAAAGUGAAUGAACUUUUUAUGAAACCGACCGAGCUACCGUCAACAUCAUCAAAUUUUGACCACGGGACGUUGUGGAAAACGGGUCCCCAGUUACGUUAAAUCGGUGCAGUCAGUAGAUGAAAACGCCGAAAUUCCUUGAUUUCACCAUGUCGUGAACAUGAACGGGCUGUGUUGGCGUUGCGGCAGUGAAAAACGGCAUUUCGCUUACGGUGUGGCAGGGAAAAGGGCCGACCGAGUGUCAGCAGGUGGAUUAGAGUGGGCUGUGAAAAUGAGACCGAUCAGCAGGGCUGGAAUGCGAUGAGAUGCACAUAUCGGAAGCGGUACAGUUUCGGUCGCAGCCCGAGAACAUCUUGACAAAAUGUACAAAAAUGACAGAGGAGGGGCACACAGGGAUGAAUGGAACCGCUGACAGGGGGAUCAAGGAGGAGUGUCACAAGGCGAACUAUGGACAAGGGGGCCGACUCAAGUUCUUCAAAGAUGGCAAGUUUAUAUUGGAGCUGGAGAGGGCAAGAGAGGGUGAAAGGGUAUCAUGGGUUUCUGUGCCUAGGAAAACAUUCUGGCCUCCUACAGGGACUGCUUCAAAUACCCCAGCAUACAGGCAGGAGAGCAGCACAUCACUCAGUGUAUCCGACGACAACAGCUCGAUCCAAUCCUCGCCAUGGCAACGGGACCACUCGUGGAAGCAGCCCACUCCUGCUAAAGGCAUCAGCCAAGAGUUGGCGCUGUUCUGGUGGCGACCUCGUAAGGCAGGCCGACGUUGCCGCGGUCCAGGCAAUCGUAAACGGCGGCGGCCGCUGUCCAGGGGGCCUCCGGAGGUAGAGCACGUGCACGUCAAGAGGGAGGUUGAGCAGAUGCAUGUCAAGAAGGAGCCUGGAGUGGGCAAGAAGUCAUUGCUGGUGGUUGUGCAGAUGCUGCUUGAAAGGAAUUUCAGGACUAGCUCAUCUCCACGCUCAGAAAUGGUGGUAUCGCCUAGGAAACGGUUUUUGCGCGAAAUGGAAAAGGAUAAAAUGCAAGUGGAUGAUACCAACUGUUUGAAAAGGAGUAGAAAUAAGCCACAGACGAAUAUGUCCUCUCCCCCAUCGGUGAAUACAGGUGCCGCGUCCCCUUCUCAUCCUAUCCACCCCCCAGUAUUGGCCACGUCUAUCUCAACGAACGGUGAUAGUACUCCAAAGCAUGCGAUGGCUUCUCCUUCUCAAAGGAGCAGCAACUGCAGCUACAGCAUCACCUCGUUGCUCGGAGAAGAUAGGCCACCCUUGAAAAGGUCCUCCCCACCCAAUGGAGAUAUCCGUGAAGCCAAAUUCAGCCCGCCAGUGCAUCGUCCCCCUUCCGUGUCUUCAGGUGGCCACCCGUACUACUGCCCUCCACCACAGCCAGAAGAUAGGUGGUACUUGGAUAGCGUGGACCAUCGUUUGAGGUCAAUUGAAUUAUCGCAGGUGGAGAAGCACGCAAGCGGCCCAUACCCCUCUUCUCCCCAGCACCACCACCACGCCGCCUCCCCGUACCACCACCACUUGAGCCCAGCUGCAGCCGCCGCCGCCGCGUACAUGUACCCUUUCGCCCCUACGUCAGCUGCUGCCGCCGCCGCCGCUGCUGCAGCGGCUGCCGCCUUCUACGGCGCGUACGGCAGGGGGUACGUAGCGCCGCCUCCGCCACCGCCCCAUGCGAGCAUGUACCACCACGCGCCGCCCCCGCAUCCGCACCAUCAUCACCACAGGCCGCCUCCCGCAGCAUCAUGGGUCGCGCAGCAGCGGCAGAGUCCACAGGCAGAGAGGCAGCAGGCGCCGGCGGCUGUCGAGGUCAAGGACGAGCCCGUCACGGAUAUGCCACUGAACCUUUCGAAACAUUCUGGUUGAAGCGUGCCUUCCAAAAUAUCGAACAAAUCGAUAUAGAAAUAUAUUUUUUCUAAUCUAGAACAAAGCAAGAGUUGAUAAAGAUUGCACCGUAGUGUAAGGAUUGGUAGGGUAUUUAUCUUGGAAAAUGAAUGACUGAUUUUAUUAUUAUAUAACUUUUGAAAAAGUAUUGUGAAUUUCAAUCUACAAAAAAUGGUUUUACAUAAAAACGUGCUUAGCAUUUAAGCGAUUGAAACGUGCAAUUGAUGAUUUCUACAAAGAUGAGAUCUGUAGAUGAAAAAAUGUAUAUAACAAUAUCUGAUAUUUUGUAUAAACCUGUUUUGUAUUAUUACAAGUAAAAGAAAAAGGUAUUUACUUAAAAUCAGCAUUAAAAGAUAUAUCACAACCUGUAUAUAUAACGCUGCUGUACAUAUUAUGUGAAACAUAUCAUUCACUAUUUAUUUAGACAGACUUUUUUUUAUUAUUUACAUAUUUAUUACCAGACAUAUUUCCCCAGUGUAAUUUUAUGGAAGGGAUGGCAAAUUUAUAGUAAUUGAUAUUUCAUGUUUUAUUAGAUUGUGCCUUGUCUCUUGCUGUUACUGUUUUAACUCAUGCGAAAGUUGUCGAUAAAAGUUUUUGGACAACAUUUAACAACACAGUAAAUGCUUCUUGAUGCUUACAACGAACAACAUCAUUUAUAUGAAGAAGUGUAAACCGUUCUUCAGUAUAUACAGUGAGAAAAUUGACAGUAAAAGGUUAAGGCAGAUUUAAUAUUUAGAUAUGUGGAAAAAAGUCCGUAGAAACAUGGAACCAGAAAUUUCCGAUUUUCCAAAUUUGUACACAACUGGUUUUUGAUUUCCUUUUAUGUUCUGAAUAAAUUAAUUUUUGAACGAUGCGUUUGUAGAUUCAAUUUGCCUUUGAGAUCCUGAAUCUAGUUCCAGAAUUUUUUUGCAUAUGUCAAUGUGACCUUUGACAAUACAUUUGCUUGUACCAAAGCUUAUCUCAAUCUAUUUUCGAAAAAUGCAUUUUCGGGCGCGUAUAAUUAAUGAUAAACACGGUUAUUUUUUCAUUUUCAUUAUAAAUUUUUCACCCUUCCCGUAUAUUUUUAGACAAUGAUAUGCAUUGAUAGCUAUUGUUUUUUAUAUACAGUUUGAUCAGAAAUCAAUUUUUGGAAAGUUCCUUCAUAAUGUUGGAAAAGGAUACCAAUAUAUCUGUAAAUACAUUAGUUAUUAUAUAUAUAUGCGUGAAAGUUUUCUACCAUUAAAAGUAACAAUGUAUAAAAGCAAGUAUAUUUUCAUAUUGCGAAACCCAUAUAUAGAAAAGAUGUACUCUUUAAAAGACAAUAGAUAGGUGUUAGUGUUUACACAUACUUUCCUUAAGGACUCUUUAUUUAUAGUCAUUUGUGUAUUAUUUAAUAUGUAGUUUUCUACUAUUGUGCCAUCCGCUGCUAAUACUGUUUCCAAACUCCAGAUAAUAUAGCACAUAUAAUUUUCUUCAAAAUUGCGAUAGGUAGUCGUUAUACAUACUCUUGACGUUACAUAUUUUUAAUCUGAUUCAAUUAAUAACAGCCAGACUGACGGAAAUGGGUGAUAAUGAUUUUUAUGAGAUGCAGAAAUAAAAUACUGAAAUUGGCAACACAAACAAAUAUUUUGAAACCUAAUUAUAUAUGUUAAUUUUCUGUCUGUUAAAAGAAUAUUUUUUAAUGCUGUGUAAGUACGCAAAACCAUAUAAGUGAACGAUACUUAUUUUUCAAACAUGCUUUGUUGUCUGGAGUGACUUUGAUCGUCGUCGCUUGCGUCAAUCAAAACGGGAUUGUCUUUUUCGGUAUUUGCUUGAUCACAUUAUAAUAAUAGACUUUGGCACCUACUUAUUGUGAUAUAAGUGAAUAUUUUGUAACUGGAGUCCAAUUUGAACUGAGUAUUUUAUACCUGUCUUUUCUAUUUUUAGCCUCUAAAAGUGUAACUGUACUGUAAAAUAUAAACAUUUAUUAGUA